Messenger RNA from Arabidopsis lyrata subsp. lyrata, 592 nucleotides. Its product is annotated as major pollen allergen Ole e 10. Bases 148 to 483 code for a protein of 111 amino acids. The transcript has a single exon. The record is from RefSeq and is a predicted model, not a curated record. NCBI's taxonomy places the organism in Eukaryota, Viridiplantae, Streptophyta, Magnoliopsida, Brassicales, Brassicaceae.
AUAUAUCAUAAUAUUUUAAUGGAAUAAUCUUUAGAGAGUAUUUUUUUAAAUUAUUACUUCUUCUAAUUAUCUCUCCCUAGUAUAUAUAUACAUGCCCUUGCACGAAAAGAUAACACAUAAAAACUAUUGAAUCCUUUACCAUUUCCAAUGUCGUCGUUGCAACUUUUAACACUUGUUCUUCUCGUAUCAACUGUCGCUAUCCCCGUCGUGACUUGCAGACAAUGGUGCAUGGCGAUGCCUGGUACCUCAGAUGAGCAGUUACAAGCCAACAUUGAUUUUGGUUGCAGCAACGGCGUCGAUUGUACACCGAUCCAACCUGGUGGAACUUGCUAUCACCCUAACACGUUAUUCGACCAUGCGUCGUAUGUCAUGAACGCUUAUUAUCAAAGCCAUGGGCGUAUCGAAGAUGCUUGUAGGUUCGGCCGUACUGGCUGUUUUACUUUUGCCGAUCCAAGUAAUGGCUCGUGUAUCUACUACACUUAAAGAAAGAAAACUCUUUGUGAGUGUAUAAAGAUUGUGCUAUUGAUUGUUUCUUUUGAAUAUGUAUUUUAUUUUGGGUUGCUGUAUAGUGUAUACCCAAACUAAAUUAUAA